Molecule: messenger RNA, 1968 nt
Organism: Dermacentor silvarum
Lineage: Eukaryota; Metazoa; Arthropoda; Arachnida; Ixodida; Ixodidae
Exons: 4
Coding region: 1-1968 (655 amino acids)
Source: RefSeq, a predicted model, not a curated record
AUGAGCCAAUUUGACAGCUCCAAACACGAAAUCGAGGCUUUGGAGGUUCCCUUUAUCUGUGAUCACUUGCUUGAACCUCCACAGUCACAGUCAUUUGUGCAGAAGCUGGCUAAUGAAAAGAAGUUUAUUGCUGACUUUGUAUCGCUUCCUGGUCUGAAAACAGAAGUCGGCAUAAGCUUGCUCAUUGGAGCCGAUCAAAUGUGGAAGCUCGUGCUAAACGAUGUUUGGUCGCACGACGAAGUGACAGGACUUGCUGCGAUCAACACGAAGCUUGGCUGGACAUUUCAAGGGCCUGUACCAUGCGACGGCCGCAUUUUCAAAGAAGGCCGCGCGCACGUUUGUGUCCUUCGCACGAGUUGCACAGAGACUGACGUGUCUGAAUCCUUACAGCACUUCUGGGAGCUAGACAGCAUAGGCAUUUCUGACCCUUCUACCCACGACGAGCAUGGAAAUGAAGUGGUCCGGCAAUUCACGGAGAACAUAGCACUCAAGAACGGGAGGUGCGAAGUAGCGCUACCGUGGAAAUCCGUCAACACAUACCUAGCAGACAACCGAAGUGUUGCGGUUCGAUGCCUACACGGUUUAUUGCGGCGAUUUGGUAGUAACGAGGAGCUUCUUCAGCAGUACGACAAGGAAGUCAGGCAGUAUGAACUGGAUGAUCACGCGGAAAGAGUCAACGGAAAAGACUCGGCAGAGAGAUGUUACUACAUGCCGCACCGUGCUGUUAUCAGGGAAUCAUCCUCGACGACACGGCUGAGGGUGGUCUUCGAUGCCUCGUCAAACGCGCAUAGAGCAGCGUCUCUGAACGAAUUAUUAGAAAAAGGACCCAAGAUCAACAACAACAUGGUUAAAAUGCUUGUGAAUUUCAGGCUACACAAGAUUGCAAUCACUGCAGAUGUACAAAAGGCGUUUCUUCAAAUUGGCAUUCAAGAGCCUGAUCGCGACGCCUUGCGUUUUUUAUGGUUUGACAGCACGCCAAUUUCAAGUGAACAUGUGCCGAAAAUAGUGGAGUAUAGGAUGACACGAGUGCCAUUUGGAACUACAGCAAGUCCAUUCCUCUUAUCAGCGACGCUCCAGUAUCAUUUCAAGCACAUCGAUCCUGCGCUGAGAUCAUCUGCCAUGCAACUUGCCGAGAAUUUCUACGUUGACGAUCUUGUCACAGGAGUUCCUUCUUCAAAAGAAGCUUUCCGUCUUUAUAACGAAGCAAAUCUCAUCCUCAGCAAAGCGGGCAUGAAGCUGCAAAAAUGGUCCACCAAUGAUGAUGAGUUCAGAAAGUACAUCACUGAUAGAUUGGACUCUGUCUCAGCAAUAGCUCCUACGAAAGUUCUUGGUUUGCUAUGGGACACAGCUGCUGACAAGCUUAUUCUAAACAUGGAAUCUCUGUUGCAGAUUCUCGAAAAGAAGAACGACACCAAGAGAUGUGUCCUUCAGACGGCCGCACGGAUUUUCGAUCCAUUAGGGUGGCUAUCACCGUUCGUCGUUAGGAUGAAAGUCCUCUUUCAGAGAUUGUGUGAGCUGAAGUUAUUAUUGGACAAGCCUUCAAGCUCCCAGCUUCACGUAUUUGCUGAUGCCAGUUCUGUUGCUUACGGUGCCGCAGAUACCUAUGCCAAAGGGAGAGCCCAACUUGAAGUGGGACAAGACCUCGACAAGACGUCGUCCAUAAGAGACCUGCAUCCCUUUAUUGACGAAAAGAGCAUCAUGAGGAUUAGAACUCGCCUUCAGAACGCCGAUGUCACAUACAACGAAAAGACGCCUGUGCUGCUACCGUCCAACCACCCGGUCACGCGACUCGUCAUUUUGCAAGCUCACAAAACUGUGCUCCACGGCGGUGUCGAUACGCUGGACGUCCGUGCUGGACGCACGGGUGUGUUCGAGCUGGGCCUCAUCGUGUGGAGAGAGGCCUUGAGGCUUGCUGACCUGGGGCCUGCUUUUGAUGGGGUGGCGCAGCGCUGGCUGCUUCCACCAUAG